GUAUCAUGGAGUGUGGUUGAAGCGAGUAAAUCACCUGCCUAAUUGGCGUUGGACGGGAUGGACAGUGAAGCUGGCGAACGAGCGGCGACAAUGGCUUGAAGGGAAGCAGACCGCUCUUGAUCGGAAGCUCGCUAGGCUCAAACUCGAGAGUGGGAAAACCGAGAAGUGA
Perkinsus marinus ATCC 50983 is the source of this 169-nucleotide messenger RNA. RefSeq lists its product as hypothetical. The annotation marks the transcript as partial. The record is from RefSeq and is a predicted model, not a curated record. Lineage: Eukaryota; Perkinsozoa; Perkinsida; Perkinsidae. The transcript has a single exon.